Molecule: messenger RNA, 5831 nt
Organism: Monodelphis domestica (gray short-tailed opossum)
Lineage: Eukaryota; Metazoa; Chordata; Mammalia; Didelphimorphia; Didelphidae
Biological process (GO): regulation of transcription by RNA polymerase II
Molecular function (GO): RNA polymerase II cis-regulatory region sequence-specific DNA binding; DNA-binding transcription factor activity, RNA polymerase II-specific
Source: RefSeq, a predicted model, not a curated record
CAGGUCACAUACAAUUUGAAAGCUGGAAGGAGCAAAGUGGAAGAGAUACAAAUAGCUCCCCAAUAAUCCAGAGCGAGCAAGCAAAAACCGCCGCUGCGCCGCUGUUUCAGGUCCCUUGUCCUUGGCCGCAGCUCCAGCUCCGCGGCGCUCCGCCUCCCACACCGUCUAAGAGGGGGCCCGACCUAGGACUACAGUUCCCAUGAGGCUUCAGGGCAGGGCAUCGCCAGCCCUAGAAUGCUGCCAUUCAGAAGGCCUGUGGGAGUUGUAGUUUUUGGUUCCCCAGACAGUUAGGGGCGUGGAAAUCAUCCGUUCCUUCUCCCUCCCACCAGGUGGGUAGAAUGUGGGCCCCGGAACACGGAUUGGCCAGCAGGGGGCUGGGAAGGGAUAUUAGGGGUAGAUCUCUGAUUUCGGGAAGUCCAGCGAGAGGAGAAGGGGGACGGCGCCGGGAAGGAUCGAGAGCCCCCCGCCCCUUCUUCGGGCACUCUGCCCCUCACUUCCUGUUUCCGCUGCUCCUUUCAUCCCCCCCCCCCAAAAAAAAUUCCUGUGGCUGAGCUCAGUCCGCUGUCUCGCUGGCAGACGAGUCGGUGGUGCAGGUAAUUGGCCCGCCCGGCCCCCCUCCCUAAUACCCGGACCCCAGCUGUCUGUCCUCCCCAGCCCCUGGACCUUCUCACCCCACCGGGAUCCUCAAUAUUAGGGACUUCCUCACACCCUCGAGACCCUCUAUACGGUGGACCCUCCCCCCUUAUAGACCCCACGGACCCCCACCCUUAUAGAUCCUUUACUGGGUACCCACCCACUGUCCUGUACCCUCCCACAUCCCCGGGAUCCUUAAUACCCUGGACCCUCCCACUGUCCUUGGACCCCUUAAUAUCAGGUACCUUCCUAUAGUCUCCGGACCCUCUCACGCACCCGGGACCCUCAAUACCAGGCACCUUUCCAGAGCUCCUGAACCAUCAAUAGUAGAGACUCUUCCCGAACCCAAAGGUCCUCGAUUCUGUGGACCCCACCCUACGGACCCUUAGUACCGAGGACUCCCCCAGUCCACGGAACCCUCAGUACGAGAGACCCGCCCCUGCCCCUUCUCACAUGUCUCCGACCCUCAGUAUUCUGUUCCCACAUAUGCCAGACCCUCAAUACCCUCCCAUUCUCUGACUCGUAAUUUUCAAUACUAAGGACUCGCUCAGCCUCCGACCUCAAUAUUAGGCAUCUUCUUACUGCUUGCUGACACUUCCACAGCCCUUGGGGAUUUUCAAUAUCAGGAAUCCUCUUAUUCCCAGAUUCUCAACACAAGGGAUUUACAGCGCCUUUACUGGAAUCUUCCAACAGUCCAGAGAGCCCCACAAUGCCAAAACCCUAUUAAGACCCUUGGGACCCUCAAUACUGUAGAUCUCCCCCUAGAUUUUUGUGCCUUCCCUCAGUCUAUGGGAUUCCUCAGUAUGAAAACCAAGCCAUAACUCUCUCUCUCUCUCUUUCUCUCUCUCUCUCUCUCUCUCUCUCACACACACACACACACACACACACACACACACACACACACACAAAAUGCCAGGGAACCAUCCCAGGCCCAUGGGCUCUUCUUGUAGCCCCUGCAAAUGCCCCAGUGUCCCAAACUCCACCAUAAUACCACCAAUUUCUAUAGUUCCUGGAACCCUGAAAUACUAUAUAUCUCUUCUCUAGCUGUGAAGGUUCUCUGAUAACCACAUAUAACUCCUAGUCCCCCAACAUCAAACCCAGGCAGCACCUCCCCAGUCCCCUGACUUCCUAACAAGUCAUCCAAGUUCCUGUCCUCUAAUUCUGCAACUGGCUUCUCUCUACCUCCCCAGGCAUACUGUUCCUGCCUCCCCCAACUUGUCUUCUUUUCCUCUGUCCCUCAUCUAGGUGGUGUGGUUUUUCUGGCAUGCUUCGGUAAGGGAGGAUGGGACUGGUCUGAGAAUUGAGGUGUUGCUUGCUCAGCCUAAUUCUGGUGCUCUAGAGCAGUCUGAUCUUGCUAACUUUGUGGUUAUAAUGGAAUAAAUUCCAAAGGGGGGGGGGUGUAGAAGAAAAAAAGAAUUAGAGAAGCAUGAGGAGACAGUUGGUAGAAUUUAUCUCUUCUCUUUUGGUUCCAGAGACAGUAUCCUUCUUCCACUUCUCAUCAAAUCUUUCUUCCCUCUUCAUCAGACCUAAUUUCCCACUGCCCUUCCUUUCUUCUUGGUACCCCUCUCCUCUUACUCCAUCCUGGCUCAGCCCACAAUUACCCUUUCCCCUUGCCCUUCCCCUUCCUCCCCAUGUCCCUGUCCCUCCCCUUCUCCAACUCCUAUGUCACCUACAUCCUCCCAUCCUCCUCUCCUCUCUACUUCUCACUUUUCUCCCCCUUCCCCAUCAUUGUCUUCUGCACUUCACCUUGAUCCCCCAGUCCCUAUGCCAGUGACUUUUGCAGACAUGGCUGUAUAUUUUGGAGAUGUCAUGUGGGAGAGCUACCGGAAUCUCAUCUCCUUGGGAUUUCCAAUCCCCAAACCAGAACUGAUCACUCAUCUGGAGCAAGAGGCAGAACCAUGGGGUCCAGGGCCUCAGGAGUCAGAAGAAAGAGACCCCAGAGAUCCUUACCCAAGCGUAAGGACCAAGGAAGAAGAGGAGGCAGAAUCAGUCCCUGAUCCUCCCUCUGCCUUGGAUGGUUCCGCCCCACCAGCUACAGCCUGUGGCACAGCCCUGCCCCCGCCCCCAGCAUCUCCACCCCCACCCCCGAAGCCCUUUUCCUGCCCGGAAUGUGGUUCCUGCUUCUCUCGACGCUCCCACCUCUCCCGCCACAGGCUGAUCCACUCUGGGGAGCGCCCCUUCCCUUGUCCCGAGUGCGGGAAGUGCUUUGCCCAGGGGGCCCACUUGGCUUUGCAUCUACGUUCCCACACAGGCGACCGACCCUACUCUUGUGGUCAGUGUGGCCGAAGUUUUCGCCAUGGCUCCCACCUGGCCCGGCACCGACGUACACAUCUUCCUGAGCCCCCCUACCGAUGUGGCCAGUGUGGAAAGGGUUUCUCCCAGAGUUCAGGGCUCCUGCAGCAUGCCACUGUCCAUACAGGCGAGCGUCCCUAUAUCUGUGCUGUCUGCGGCCGAGGCUUUGGCCGCCACCCUAGCCUCAUACGCCACCAGAAAUCCCAUUCCGGGGAACGGCCCUUCCCCUGUCAGGAAUGUGGCAAGCGCUUCACUCAGAGCGCCAAUCUUGCCCGCCACCUUCGGACACACACUGGAGAAACGCCCUACCUUUGUGGGGAGUGUGGCCGUGGCUUUAGUCAGCACCCUCGCCUCGUGGCACACCGAAAAGCCCACCACAUGGGACCCCCGCCCCCACCUCCUCCGGUUCACUCCUGCGCAGACUGUGGUCUACUGUUUCCUCAGGCUCUGGCACUGGCCCGUCAUCGGGCAGCCCAGCAUGGUGGUGAGAAGCCAUUCCGAUGCGCCCAGUGUGGGGAGGGUUUUGGCCACCGCUCCAACCUUCGGCGCCACCAGCGUGGUCAUGGUGGGGAGCGACCUUACCGCUGCAGUCAGUGCGGCAAGGGCUUUGGUCAGAGCUCAGGGCUGGUCCAGCACCAGCGUGUUCACACUGGGGAGAAGCCCUUCCGCUGCCCAGACUGUGGGCGUGGAUUCCGCUAUAGCUCCAACCUGGCACAACAUUACCGAGGCCACACUGGAGACCGACCCUUCCGGUGUGAGCACUGUGGCCGAGGCUUUACCCGUAGUUCUCACCUGCUAAGGCACCGUGCAACACAUGGUGGGGAGGAUGGAGAUGAGGAUUGUGGGCCUGGAGGAGUCCCUGUGCCGACAAUCAAGGCAACUUCCCCAACUGCCAUAAGCCAGGAAUCCCCCAAGGAAUCUGGAAAUGCUCCCCAAGUGACUGAACCCCUAUCUCAGCCAGAGUGACCUAUUAGGGCCUGUGAUUGGAGCAACUGAGUCUGACUUCAGCCAUCUCUUUAACCAGUGACUCCCAGAGCAACCAUUUUCUUGUGGUUCAAAUGUCUUCUCUCUUGGCUUUCCUCAAAGAGGAAAAUUGCCAAUGUGUGGAGUGAGAGCCCCUAAGCACCCUCGGUAUCUCCGGCCUGGAGUGGGUGAGGUUCCCUGUGCCCAAGGAAGAGUAUUCCCCAAAAGAGAGUAAGCAAUCUGUUCCUUUUGGGUAGAGAGGUGUUCCCCCCCUUCACCUUUCUCCAUCUAAGAGGCUGGAUGAGGCUGUCUCAGGGAUAGCUGGGAAUCACUGGUCUUUUCUGAGACCUUGGGGAGAUGAACUGAAUACUCGGGAUGAUCCCCUCCUGGAAUACAGAGAGACCACAAGAACACCUCCAGAAAUUGCACUCCAUAACUAACCAUCGUCCCUUUAAUUCUCUCUCUGACCUCAUGAUGCUCUGGUGGCCACCAGGAACCCUCUCCUCUGGGUUGCCUCAGAAGAGCUAUCCCCAACUUUGUCAGUGUGAUCUCCCUCCUCCCUAGGGGUCACUAGACAUUGACUAGAGGACUUUCCAAGGGUCCUUUAGUCCUCCCUUCAAACUCCUUGUCUCACUUGAAGCCAAGAAAACAGGCAAGUCAGGAUAUCCCUUUCUGGUUACUUACAUUCCUUCAGAUUGCUAAACAUUCUAUAGAAACCCUGUGAUUUCAGUGCUCUAGGUGCUCUCUCCAGUGAUUUAGCUCAGAAAUUACCCAUGCCUAUGACAAUUCUGUGGCCCCUCACAAAAAUAUGCCUCACCUAGUUGUCAACCUUUGGAUGAUGAACUCCUCUACACUUAAUUAGGUUGGUUCUUGGGCAACAGUCUUGGUGGAUUGUUAGAUUGCACUGAAAUCUGUGAGACCUGCCAAAGUUAAAUGAAUUACACUGGUAUCAAGAAUGUCAAGAACCCAGUCUCACCUCUGCGCCAAAAUAAGGCCUCAGAGUAGGACUAUAGUAGAUGUCCCCUUGUAUUAAAGCCUAAUCAAAAGCAUGAUAGCAGUUCAGGUCAGGCUGAAAGACUACGGGAGAGCAAGGGAACUUGAAGAGAAGAGACAGAAAUGGGAACUGCUGGGGGAAGGGGUAGCACUUGUUACAAAGUAAUCAUUUCACACACAUGUAUUGAGUUGACUUUUUUCACAUAAUUUUUUAAUACCAACAACCCUGUUAGGUAGAUGAGGUAGAUAGGUUAUCCUCAUUUUUAGAGAUGAGGGAAACCAAGGGUCUGACAGAGGAAGGGUCAUCCCCAUACACCCAACAACAAGCAAAGCCAAGACUAGAAUCUAACCUGAUUUAAGUCCAGUGGGUAUCCCACUGCCUCAGACCACAUCUGAGGCACUAGUUGUCCUGGUCCCUGCCGUCAGAGAGCUUAUAAUCCAUUUGGGGAAACGGGACACAACUCGAAAAAAGUUGUAAGGCAAUAUAUCCAUGAGAACAAACCAAAAUGCAAUGAGGCCCUCUAUUUACAUUAAAGAGAUGUAUAUUUCCUCACAACCUACACUUUUUCAUUAGGUUGCUAUGGUGCUAAGUUUCUAUCACCAGCACUACAUUUCCUGCCCUUUGCAAGUAAGAGACCCUGUAUGAAAAGCAGCCCAUGGUUCCCAUAAAAGUUUCCUGGGAGCAACAUAGAGACAGGGCACAGUCUAAAAAACUCAAUCUGGUGCCCGAGCUGACACCAAAGGAGGGAACUAAUCCCAUUGGUCCUUGGAGAAGGCACUAUGGGUUGACUAGGAUGAAGAAGGUCCAUAUUUGCAAUAUCUUUUAUUUUUAUUGUUAAUAUUAAAAUAUAAAUAGUUAUUUUAGUUAAUUUAUUAACUUUCCUCAGUGUAACUCUUGGUCUGUUACAGUAAACAUUCAAUAAAUGUUUGAAUUGAAUUCUCUCCUAGAA